GAGGAAAGGAUGGUUAGAAAGUGGCAAGUAGUGACAAUAGAAAGUCAAAGAAAGUGGUUUUCUACACGCGCGACUCUUUUUCUAGACUAAGACAGACUUGCAUGAGUGCUCCAUAGGAUUCAUGUAAAACCGACACGUGUUGACGAGGCGCAGUACUAAACUAGUUAAUAGUUUAUUAACUUUUGUAAGAGGCACAUAAAACGUUUUAAAUGCAACGCUGUUUGAUAUAUGAGAAGACAAUGGCAGCCGAGACGAAGAACGGCGGGAGUUCAGUCAACAACAACAACAACUGCAAAGACCACAGCCGGAGAAAGUUGCUGGUUGGAGUGGAUCUCUUCUGCUUGUUUUUAGCCGGCCUACCUUUCUUGGUCAUUGAGACCAGCGCUGUUCAGCCUUACCGUAGAGGGUUUUACUGCGAUGAUGAGUCCAUCAAGUACCCAGCCAAAAACGGAGACACCAUUAGCGACGGUGUGCUCAGUGCUGCUGGCAUUCUAAUCACCAUCCUCUCUAUCAUAAUUGGGGAGAGCUACAGGAUCUACUUUCUGAAUGAAGGAUCCAAGUCCUUUGUGGGAAACCCCUACAUCUCCACUCUCUACAAGCAGAUUGGAGUGUUCAUCUUCGGCUGUGCCAUCAGCCAGUCCUUCACCGACAUCGCCAAGGUGUCAGUGGGCCGCAUGCGCCCUCACUUCCUGGACGUCUGCAGACCUGACUUCUCCACCAUCAACUGCUCUCUGGGCUACAUCACCGAUUACCAGUGCCAGGGGCCUGAGAGCAAAGUCCAGGAGGCCAGGAAGUCAUUCUUCUCUGGUCAUGCAUCGUUCUCCAUGUACACCAUGCUUUACCUGGUGUUUUACCUGGAGUCUCGAUUCACUUGGCACGGAGCCCGUCUGCUGCGCCCUUUAACACAGUUCACCCUCAUCAUGAUGUCCUUCUACACCGGCCUGUCUCGCGUCUCCGACCACAAGCACCACCCGACUGAUGUCCUGGCUGGUUUCAUACAGGGAGCCCUGGUGGCCUACUGCAUAGUUUUCUAUGUGUCCGACUUGUUCAAGCCCAAAGGACGACGUUCCGCCCUGUCUCCUACACCGGGGAGGAAAGAUCUCAUUCCUGCAGCAGACAUCAGAGAGCGGAGCAAUCAUCUCAUCAUGGCGUAGAGAAGACUGUAAGCUGCCUCAAUAUAACACCGACCCGUGCCUCUUUAUUUUUUUUUUAUUCGCUACUACAGCCACUAAUCAUUACUGGAGGAAAAACACUCCGACAAUCUGGAAAAUGCAGAGAAAUCCUGUCGAUCUCAGAGGAUGAGAAGCAACUGCAGAAAAACAGUUUAGUUGUGCUUUCUCUGUAGAAAGUUCCAGCUUUCUUUUUUUCACCAGACAUUUGAAUGUGGAAAGGAGAGACAUCUCUCUUUUUUUUCUCUCUCUCUCCUGUUUUGAAGAUAACUGGAUAUUCUCCAUUGUCAAACUUUUCCCAGGACAAAAGUCGGAAAUCAGCCAAAAAGACAAGAAAUGAUGAAACAGCAGCUGUAAACAAAGCUGUGUGCGGCUUUUUCUACCUUUUUUAUUCUUUUCCCUGAGCUGCAUCAUGUUUUCACUCACUGUGUGACUCGUUAAGAUAUCAAGACACGAAAACAAAUUCCUUAAUUUCAGGAAGGAUGUUGUUGUAGUUAGGUUGUAAUACGAACAUUGUACGCGGGACUUGUAGCACUAUUUUAGUUCAACUGAGUAUUAUUUUGUCACCACUUGAAUGAACUGUUGAAGCUUUUGGAAAGCUUUGGAAGUCUUUGUAAAACUUCAAAAGGUGCACAUAAGUUACAUUAGGUGUAGUUACCGGGUGGGUGGGUGUUCUGGAUUUGGGCCUCUUUCUGCUGGCAAGGAUGAGCCCCCACUGAGCCAUUUAAUGAAACGACUGUCUGUGAUGUUUACCAGACGGGCGCUCACAAGUGUUGGGUCAGUGUGUGUGUGUGUGUGUGCUUGUGUUUUUAAUGUGCCAGUGUGUCUUAAUGUCAAGUCCAUAUAUUUCAGUGUUUAUAGCCUCUGAGCAUGCUCUCUCUCCGGGGAAGAGGCACCUGCUCCAGCACACAAAUGGUAAUGUACUUAACUAUUACUAAUCAAAAUGAUUAGUUACCCAUAAUUCCUGCAAUAGGUAUUAAUUCCACAGUACAGUUUAGCAUACUAGUAAAAAAAAAAGUUGUAAAAAUCCUAUAGUUGGACUGGCAAUGAAGCUCUGCAUCAUAAUAGACCAACAUGAUAUAAUAACUAAAAUGUUUGCAUGAUUUUAAUCUAAUUAACUUUUAAUGAAAUCAAAUAUUAUAAAACUGUCUGAAAAUGUCACGAAUCACUUUUAAAUAACUGGGAUUUAUACCUCCCCACCCCCAUACGUCUUGAAACGUCUACAUACAGCAUGUUAUGUAUUGUGUGUGUGACCAUGUGUGUGUAUAUGAAGGUAUGUGUUUUGCAGAAACACCCACUAUAUGUGGUGAGACCUGUGUAAAUGUAAAACGUGCCUCUCAGAGAGGCAGACGCCAUCCAGUGAAGUGGACAGUUUGUGAAUUUAAACUUUUGUUAAAACAACAACAAAGCUCUGACAGCUUUGGUCCAUUUUUUAUAACAAAAAAUAAAUAACUGUAUUUUUGUAAUGUGAAAUUUUGUACAAUGCAACUGUAUGACGUAUCGAAGAUAAAAAUGUCUUUAAUAAAACA
Melanotaenia boesemani (Boeseman's rainbowfish) is the source of this 2698-nucleotide messenger RNA. Its product is annotated as phospholipid phosphatase 3-like. The coding region runs from base 210 to 1154 and encodes 314 amino acids. NCBI's taxonomy places the organism in Eukaryota, Metazoa, Chordata, Actinopteri, Atheriniformes, Melanotaeniidae. Gene Ontology annotation, biological process: phospholipid dephosphorylation; canonical Wnt signaling pathway; phospholipid metabolic process. The transcript is spliced from 6 exons. The record is from RefSeq and is a predicted model, not a curated record. Gene Ontology annotation, molecular function: phosphatidate phosphatase activity.